Molecule: messenger RNA, 5397 nt
Organism: Nipponia nippon (crested ibis)
Lineage: Eukaryota; Metazoa; Chordata; Aves; Pelecaniformes; Threskiornithidae
Source: RefSeq, a predicted model, not a curated record
AUGUCGAUACUGUUUGUGGCAGUUCUUGAAUGCUCUCCUGGUGGACAUCAGAUCCUGCAGAGCCCUUACCGAAGUGUUGAUUUCGAUUCAUCCCACCUCCAGCAAUCAGCUAUUCAGGAUUUAAUAUGUGACCAUUCCCUAACACCUGGAUGGUAUCGCUUUAUGAUUUUUGAUAAGCCUGCUGAGAUGCCGACCAAGUGUGUGGAGAUGAAUCAUUGUGGUACUCAAGCUCCUGUCUGGUUGUCUCUGAGGGAGUCAGAAUCCAUGCCUCGACCCGGUGAGAUCAAACAGUUAACAGCUUGUGCGACAUGGCAGUUUUUCUUCAGCGCUUCAAAAGACUGCUGUCUUUUCCAAAUCCCCGUCAGUGUGAGGAACUGUGGAGAUUUCUUUGUUUACUUACUGCAGCCCACCCAAGGAUGCAUGGGGUAUUGUGCAGAAGGUAACCUGGCUCCUUCAUCUGCUCCAUCUGUGUCACCACCACUACCAGCCAUUCCUGAAGUUGUAGCAGAGUUGAUCAAAGGCAGCAUUUACCUAAGGUGUACCUUUGGCGUUCCUUUUACAAACAGCUCAGUCGGAUUCAUUGUAACUUGGUCAAGACUUUCUCCUGAAGGUAUCAAAGAAGAACUGAAACAUGAAACAGCAGUUCAUACAUUCUCACUUCUAGAACUAGAUGGGAUAAACAUCAGACUUGGAGACAGAGUCUAUUGUAGCAGUUCUGCUUUUUUCAUGGAGAAGCCGGAUAUACAAAGCUCUUCUGUUGAGAGCAAGGAAUUUUUUGCUGGCAUUAAGAUACAUCCAGAAACAUAUAAUAUAUCAGAAGAUGGGAAGGAAUACAGGCUGGCAAUAGAAAGUAGCAUUCCUAUUCCUUGUCCUGAGUUUAGCCAGCUUGACAGUGACUGCAAAAUCUCACUAACAUUAAAUACUGUUGAUGAAGGUAAAGAGCAGUUAGGUUUAAACUUGGCUCUUUCUUCUUGCCAUGUGGAUCUUCUCCAGAAACCCUGCAAUAACGGAAUCUGUAGUCAAGCUGUAAUUUACUUCACUGCUGUGACAGACUUUAUGCAGGAUGGAGACAGAAUUACCAGAAUUGCAGUCGAGCCUAUAACCAGUGAGAAUUUCCUGUGGAAUGGCUAUGUUCCAGAAAGCACACAGAUUACAGUAAAGGAUCUACCCACUGCCUACUGCUACUCAUUUACUGACCCUCAUAUAAUCACAUUUGAUGGAAGACUCUAUGACAACUUUAAAACGGGAACAUUUGUUCUCUAUAAGAGUACAUCUCGAGAUUUUGACGUUCAUGUUCGCCAGUGGGACUGUGGAAGUCUUCACUACCCAGCAUCCUGUAACUGUGGCUUUGUUGCCAAAGAAGGAAGUGAUGUAAUUGCAUUUGACAUGUGCAGUGGUCAGCUACACGAGUCACAGCCACACUUAUCUGUAAUAAAUAGAGACACAACAGGAAGCAAUGUCAGAAUCACUGAAUCCUACCUAGGAAGAAAAGUAACAGUUUUGUUUUCUUCUGGAGCUUUCAUUCGUGCUGAUGUGAGUGAAUGGGGAAUGAGCAUAACACUUAGGGCACCCAGUUCAGAUUACAGACAUACAAUGGGACUCUGUGGCACCUUUGAUGGAAGUGCAGAGAACGACUAUCACACUGCAAGUGGGGUGGAAAUCCCAAACCAUGCUAAUGUUCCUUUUUCUUUUAUUAAGGAAUGGAGAAUUUCACCAGGAGAUAGCUUGUUUGACAAGACACCUGCUUCUUUAUCAUCUUCUAGAAAAAUAGUCUUCUGUGACUGCGCACUUGAAGAUGCUGGAUUAUAUCGAUCAGUGAAUAAACUAGAGGCAGUUUCUCAGUCAGAACUUCCUCAGUCUUGUAAAGAAAGUGAAAAUGGUAGAUUUCUUUCUUUGAUACCAGACCUGGAUGUCACUGCUGAGUAUCUCGGUCCUGUUGAUCUUGUCAGAGGCUUAAAGAAACGUUCAUUUCCACAUGAAAUGGAUUCAUCUACACUUCUGCAGAGGGAGGAUAAUCAAACCAAACUUCACAAAACAUCACUAAUGAACACACAUGUCUCUGCAACCUCAGUGGGAAAUACUGUUGUAGAAAGAAAAGGAACUUCAAGCUCAGGCGUUAAAAGAAACUCUCACCGUUUCAGUAGUCAUCUUCACAAAAGUCAAUCUGUUGCAAGUAGGGGAAAGCGCCAAAAUUAUUAUGAAUACCAUCCAGUAUUUCUAUUCCAAAGUCUUAGCCAAACAGACUUAGAGGGAUAUAGUUAUUUUUUCCCAGAGGACCAUGCCACUGACACCGACCAAAAGUUUCUUCCUUCUUGGCCCACACCUUCUGGCCUCACCGAGUCCAGUGCUUUGUUACUAUGCCAGCAGGCAAUAGCUAAUUCCAGUAUAGGAAGAUCUUGUGGUGGCCUUCUUGGCCGGCGAAUAGAGGAUGCGAUCAAUAUGUGUGUUAAAGAUUUGCUGCUGAAAGAUGACCUCAGCUGGGCAGAAGCUUCCUUAGCUCUUCUAGAGAAUGAAUGUGAGAAAAGAGUUUUAGAAGAAAUAAAUUCCAACCGACAGGAACUUGAAGGGUCGGUUGAGAGCCUACUUAUUGCAUUAAAGUGUCCCAGUCUCUGCAGUGGUAAUGGGGAAUGUACAGAAUGGGGCUGCGCAUGUUUUCAAGGCUACAGCUCGUAUGACUGCAGCAUACUGUCUGACCAGGCUCCGGAAAUUACAGAGCUGGAGAAUGCUGGGCUGUGCGAUAUUCGACAGUAUGACUGCACAUCAGUGAGAGCUUUUGGACAUGGCUUCAGGGAUUCAUUGAAUCUGAAAUGUGAAAUUAUCAAAUUACAGUAUUAUGAUAGACAAUGGAUUCCUGGAGAACCUCUAACUAUGCCAGCUGCCUUUCAAAAUGCCAGGACUGUCGACUGCCAGUUACCAAAGGAUGGCCAGCAGUCUGAUGUCAUGGAUCUGGUUGAUGAUAAACCCAUUGCCAGGUGGCAAAUAAAGGUUUCUAAUGAUGGAGUAAUUUAUAGCAACUCUAAAACAAUGAUAUUAUAUGAUGGAGCCUGUCAGACAUGUGAACCACAAGAAUCUGCGUUAUGUCAGUUAAAGGAGAAAACAUGCAACAUAGAUGGACUCUGUUAUGGUGAAGGUGACACAAAUCCAACCAGCCCUUGCUUACUCUGCAGACCUGACAUAUCAAAGUUAACUUGGUCAGUUGUUGAAAAUAACCAGCCUCCAGUGCUUGAAAAUUUUCAGGGUAUGCUACAGACUUUUUAUGGAGAAGAUUUUGUAUAUCAGUUUUUGGCUUCAGAUCCAGAGGGCUCUGCUAUUCAUUUCACAUUGGAUUCUGGUCCAGAAGGUGCCAGUCUUUCCCCAUCAGGUCUCCUUUUGUGGAAAGCUGCGUCAAUGAAUCUCCAUAAAUUAACGUUUUCUUUGACAGAUGACUGCAAUGCAAAGACUAAAGUAGAAAUAGAGGUCAGUGUAAAAUCGUGUGAUUGCCUAAAUAAUGGCUCAUGUGUGACAAACAUUAAUUUCCCACCUGGAAGUGGAAGAUAUCUUUGUGUGUGUGUGGCUGGAUUUGAAGGUGAUCUCUGUCAAGUGAAUACUGAUGACUGUAAACUUAACCAGUGUGGUAUUGGCAGAUGUGUGGAUGGAAUAAACAGCUAUUACUGUGAAUGUCCACCUGAACUUCAAGUUAAAACAAAAGUAACUACUAAUGUGCCUUCACAUCUUUUGUUUUUAGAAAGCUUUGAAGAUACUAAUGUUGAAAGAAAGGAUUCCACAGGAGAAAUUGGAGGGCAUAAAGGUUUUCGACAACCAUCCUUUGAGAAGGUUUUCAGCAUCUCAAGCUAUAUUCCCAGUUCUACAGAUGUCCCUGAGAGAUUUAUUUCUACAGAAAUGGUCAGCAGCAGCACUCCACCAGCCUCCACAGUAAAAACAAUCACCGCUUCGAAGUCACUUAUUUCUCAGAGAAGUGCUUUUGUACAGCCUGCUGUUACUGGAAACAUUGCUCAUGCUCUAAGCACCAUCAGUGAUCAGCUUGCUAACAGGGAAGAGAGUUCUUCAGUAGAUGCUGUGAUGACUGCAUCUUCAAGGAGCCGUGCUGUAUCACCUGAGAAGAAAACCAGGGCACAAGUGGAGGCCUACAGCUAUUUUGAGACCAGCAGGAAGACUUCUCCUAGCAGCAGAACAAGUAUAAGCAAAGGGCUUUCUUUGCCAAGCAAAGUAUUCAAAGGUGGAAAUGCUCACAGAGUUCAGCACCUGUUAGCCAAGCAUAAAGCGAGUCCUUUACCUUUUGUCCUUGUUGAAGUCACUGUCCCGCCAAAAAUGCUUCCUGAAGAAUUGAGUGAAAUAGUGAUUCCUAAAGCAGUAACCUGUACCGAUUUACCCUGUUUUCCUGGCGUACCUUGUGAGCCAAGUCAGGAUGGAAGCAUCAAGUGCGGUCGUUGUCCUUAUGGUUAUUAUGGAGAUGGCUUCACUUGCAGAGCAAGAUGUAGACAAACAUGUGGCAAAAAUAUGGAGUGUGUAGCACCCAAUAUUUGCAAAUGCAAGCCUGGUUAUGCUGGUUAUAACUGUCAGGCUGCUCUAUGCAGACCUGAUUGCAAAAACCAUGGGAAGUGCAUUAAGCCCGAUGUCUGUGAGUGUCUACCAGGAUACAGUGGCUCCGCUUGUGAGGAAGCACACUGUAAACCACCCUGUCAAAACGGAGGCACGUGCUUGGCUGGAAAUCUCUGCACCUGCCCAUAUGGUUUUGUGGGACCAAGAUGUGAUACAAUGGUUUGCAACAGACACUGUGAAAAUGGUGGUGAAUGUCUUACUCCAGACAUCUGCCAGUGUAAACCUGGGUGGUACGGACCUACAUGCAGUACAGCGAUGUGUGACCCUGUGUGUCUCAAUGGUGGUUCCUGUACUAAGCCAGAUGUUUGCCUCUGUCCACAUGGAUUCUUUGGUGCCCAGUGUCAGAAUGCUGUCUGCAGCCCGCCUUGUAAGAAUGGUGGUCAUUGCAUGAGAAAUAAUGUCUGUACUUGUCCUGAUGGGUACAUGGGCAGAAGAUGUGAAAAAAGUGUCUGUGAGCCAAGGUGCAUGAAUGGAGGAAGGUGCGUAGGGCCAAACAUUUGCUCUUGUCCUUCAGGAUGGAAAGGAAAAAGAUGUAACACUCCAAUCUGUCUUCAGGAAUGUAAGAAUGGUGGGGAGUGUAUUGGACCGAGUACGUGUCAUUGUCCUCCGCAGUGGGAAGGAAUCCAGUGUCAAACACCUGUGUGCAACCAGAAGUGUCUGUUUGGAGGCAAGUGUGUAUUGCCUAACGUAUGCUCUUGUCGUCCUGGUUAUACCGGAGUCCUCUGUGGGAAGAAAAUUCAGGUACAUGUAGAGUCAAGCCACCAUCACAGAUACAGCGGUUUGGGAGUCAUUAUCUAG